Arabidopsis lyrata subsp. lyrata is the source of this 1122-nucleotide messenger RNA. Its product is annotated as 28 kDa ribonucleoprotein, chloroplastic. Gene Ontology annotation, cellular component: cytosol. The transcript is spliced from 2 exons. The coding region runs from base 239 to 1018 and encodes 259 amino acids. Gene Ontology annotation, molecular function: mRNA binding. The record is from RefSeq and is a predicted model, not a curated record. NCBI's taxonomy places the organism in Eukaryota, Viridiplantae, Streptophyta, Magnoliopsida, Brassicales, Brassicaceae.
ACUACCAAUCUCAAUUUAUUCUGAAAUAUUUUCUGAAACCAGAAACCAAAGAAAUCCAGACCAAACCGAAAUAACCAAACCGGAAUAAACCCCCUAUCAAGUCACAGAAACACUUGAUUCUAAAGAUUGCGAUAGCCGCCGAUAGGCCAAUCACUCUUUUGGCCUUAUCCGAAAUCUUUUUGUGGGCAGAAUCGUCUGUGUCUUAGGCCAAUCUCUCUGUCUCUCUGUCCAGAGAGAAAUGGCAGCUUCAACAGUACCACUCUCGUGCUUCAAACUCAAUCAUCAACCAAACCUUCUUCAUGGCUGCAGCAAAUCAUCUAACCAAACACUUCUUAAAUUCAACUUUUCACCUCUAAAACCUUUCUUGAUCUCCUCACGCAGCGGCUCACGACGUUUCAGAGUCUUGCCAGAGACCAUCAACGUCAAAUUAGAAGAGGAAGAGAAGGAGGAGGAGGAUACUACUGUUGAUCUUGAUCCUCCUGCAGCCAUUAACACUAAGCUCUACUUUGGUAACUUGCCUUACAAUGUUGACAGUGCAACUCUGGCUCAAAUCAUUCAAGAUUUCGCUAACCCUGAGCUCGUUGAGGUUCUUUACAACAGAGACACAGGGCAGAGUCGUGGAUUCGCCUUCGUAACCAUGAGCAAUGUCGAAGAUUGCAACAUCAUCAUCGAUAACCUCGAUGGAACUGAGUAUCUUGGUCGGGCUUUGAAAGUGAACUUUGCUGACAAACCAAAGCCUAAUAAAGAACCUCUGUAUCCAGAAACAGAGCAUAAGCUGUUUGUUGGUAACUUGUCGUGGACUGUUACUUCCGAGUCAUUAGCUGAAGCGUUUAGAGAGUGUGGAGAUGUGGUUGGAGCUAGAGUUGUGUAUGAUGGAGAUACCGGAAGAUCACGGGGUUAUGGCUUUGUGUGUUACUCUUCCAAAGCGGAAAUGGAGACCGCGCUUGAAUCGCUUGACGGAUUUGAGCUUGAGGGUCGGGCGAUUCGAGUAAACUUGGCUCAAGGGAAGAAAUUUUGAUAUCAUACAACAACAUUGUGGAAUCAUUUUGAUUUCUAUACAUUAGAGUUGUGUUUAAAUUGAACUAAUUGACUCAAAGAUCAAUAAAACUUUCUUUGCUAGAA